GCAAAUCCCACUUCUCCGGAGUGCCCCACAAAUUACACCAGCUGGAGAAACAGCCUGGGAUAUUCGAAAAAUUAAUACACAUGGGCAAAUACCACAUUGGGAAAGAAGAACUGAAUGAGGGGGAGGAAAAAGACUCGUUACGUACCAAACUGAUGAGUAAGCAAAAUUUAAACAAAUACACAGAGCACAUAAAAGGAGAUUACAACAAGUUGAAAAAAGAGUUAGAGAAUGGAAAGGAAACUUACAUCAAAGGAAGGUACCAGGAGUACCUAUUCGACUGCAUACAGAAUAAUGACUACUCCGAUUUAAUCAUAGCAGACGUCAUUUAUGAAAAGGAGAAAAAGGUUUUAUGUGUGGGAGAAGGGAACCUAUCAUUUAGUACUUUACUACAGAGGAAUUUGCGUCCAUGUCAAGUAGUGGCUACCUCCAUGGAGAGCCCAGAUGUGUUGCUAAGGAAUUGUGGUGGCAUUUUUUCGAAGAAUUUAAAAAUAUUAGAAUCUUGUGGAGGUAUCUAUGUUCCCGAAGUUGAUGUAGAAAAAAUUGGAGAGCAUUUUCUGCACAAGACAUUUGACGUGAUCAUUUUUAACUUCCCAUUCGUCCUCCCGACAGAUGACUUCAUACAAACCAAAUGGAACAUACAAAAGGAAAAGCUCCACAGCGACAGGAACAUCUUUCUCAAGUAUUACAAAAAGUCCGAGUACUUCUUACUCAACAGGAUACUUUAUUGGCUAUUUAAAAAUUGCUCUCUGCUACUUAAGGAGAGUGGCUUCCUACACCUUCGCGUCAAUGACAAGUAUUUAACAUGCGACUUUACUAAUACGUUUUCUUUGUCCCUUGUGGAGAAGGUUGAUUUUUCUGCUUCCUAUUUCAUUUAUAAGUCACUGAGGUAUGUCCCUAGCAUGAUGAAUAAUGCCUAUGGGUCUUCCUCGAAGGGUCCUCCGAGCUGGACAAAAAACGUUAUGUUCACCCCCCGGGGGAAGGUCUUCAGGAGCUUCAAGAUGGGCCACACCUCCACGCUGGUCUUUCAGAAGGGGGGGAGCGACGGUAGCGACGGUGGCGAUGGUAGCGGCGGGU
Molecule: messenger RNA, 1074 nt
Organism: Plasmodium cynomolgi strain B
Lineage: Eukaryota; Apicomplexa; Aconoidasida; Haemosporida; Plasmodiidae
Exons: 1
Biological process (GO): lipid metabolic process; rRNA base methylation; intracellular signal transduction
Molecular function (GO): phosphatidylinositol-4,5-bisphosphate phospholipase C activity; rRNA (uridine-N3-)-methyltransferase activity
Source: RefSeq, a predicted model, not a curated record